CUGUGAUUAUUACCAUUACCUCGUGGUACGUAGCAAUUUUUUUACAUUUUGAGCACAGUGUGUCUAAAAAACAUGGAGGACGGCGAGGAACACCACAAUCCAAAGGCUCACAAGAAGCUGCUUAUGGCCAUUGGCAGCUUGGGAAACAGCCAGCACAUACAGAAAUCAACGCGAGACGAGCGCCAGACGCUCCAGGAUGAGUUUCAGCUGGGGAAAAGCGUGAGAUCAGCGGAAUCGCAUCACAAACCCAGAGCUGUUGGGUUGAAUGACCUGGUGCAGAUACUGCGUACCUCGUCCAAGCACAUUAAAACUGGCAGGAAGCUGAAGAAUAUCCAGACCACCAAGAAAGUGUUGGAGAAGCCGCUUGAAAAGCCAGCAGCGGAUCGAAUCAGGCGCGCCAUUGGUUAUGAGGGAGUGACGAAGAAGCUCGGUCGAUGGGAUGCUGUGGUGGCCCAACAGCGUUCGGCAGAGACCCAGAUCUUUCCAAUACCUUCGGAAACAAUUUAUGUCAACACAGCGGCCCAUGCCAAGUCACUGAAGACGAGCAUUCAGUCAGCCCUGGCUAAGGAGCUGGAAGCCAGCAAGCUUAAACUCCACGAGCUUCGCAAAGCACAGAUCGGCGAUACAGCGGAUGAGAAAGCCUUGGCCCAACAAGAGCGAGAGCUGCGACAGAAGAAGAUCACUCGCGACGAGCUCUUUGCCCGUCGCAAGGAAUUGGCAUAUCUUAAAAUGCGCGAAUCCCAGAAAUCAGCGAAGUCGCGAGUGCAGAACAAAAUUAAGUCGAAAAAAUUUCAUAAGCUGCAGAAGCGUCAGAAGAUACACGAGCAGAUGAAGGAGUUCGAACUCCUGCAAAAGACAAAUCCGGAGGCAGCGCUGGAAAAGCUAAAUGCCCUGGAAAAAAUUCGCGUACAGGAGCGGGCCAGCUUGAGGCACAAGAACACAGGCACAUGGGCCAAGAAUUUACAGAUGCGAGCUAAAUACGAUAGGGAUGUGCGCAAGGAUCUCGCCGAACAGCUGGCAGUUGGCCGACAGUUGACUGAGAAAAAACAAGAAUCGGACAGUGAAACUGAAUUCAAAAUGACGCAAGAUGUUCAUGAGGAGGAGGAUAAAGAAUAUGAUCCAUUUAACCCGUGGAUAAAACGAAAAGUGGCUGGAAAAGCUCCAACAGAAAAGGCAGGCAGUCAGGUUUCCAAUUGGCGCAAAUAUUGGACAGAGCGCAAUCAAAAAGCGAAGUUUUUGGAGGAGCAUCGUAAGGAUUUGAAACAUGUAGAGAACGUUGACGUCGUAGAAGAGAAAUUGAAAUCGGAUCCAAAACCGAAGCCAUCGAUGAAAAAAGUAAAAAAGUCGAAAGUGUCUUUUGAGAACGGUUGGGAAGUGGAGAAAGUUUAUCAUGAGAGUAAUGUAACAGGCGAGAGCAAAAUCUUUGACAACAUAUUUGAAGGACGCGAAGAGAAGCUAAGAGCAAAGCUGACCAAAAAGCUAGAGAACCUGAAGCUGCGAACUGAUCGACUCAAAGAAGCUCCUGCCAAAAGCAAGAAGGUCAAAAAGAAGGACAGCUUAAAAAAUCUCAAGGAUUUGGCAAUAAAGAUGACAAAACAACGCGUUGAAGUUGAUGAGCCCUUAUACUAUGAUAUUGAGUCCCAGCAACAAGUGGAUGCUGCCAAUAUGGAGAGUGAUCCGGAAGUCGCAGUGGAUUCAGCUGUGGAUACUAUAGACCUCUCUAAGGUGACAACUUUAUUGUGGGCGCAGAAGGAGCGUAGUUCAGGUGCACUCAAUGAUGCAUUGGUGAAUGACGAUGAUGCUGAAUACGAUGAAAAAGAUGCUACAACACUGCAUCAGUUGACCAUUAGUCAGGCCUUCGAAGACGAUGAUAUCAUAGCUGACUUUAAUAGGGAAAAGACUGAGGACUCUGAACUAAAAAACACUGAGCUCCAGCUGGCCAUGCCUGGAUGGGGUUCCUGGGCUGGUGCAGGAAUAUCUCAGGAGGUCAUGGAAAGGCGCAAUAAACGCAAUACACGACUGCUGCUCAGAUUGGCUGCUCCAGAAAAGAGGCGUGAUGACAACAAGGAUAAUCUCUUCAUUAAUGAGACAAGUACCAAGCAUGCACGGCAGCACAUGGUGUCUAGCGUACCAUUUCCUUUCAGAUCCCUAGCCGAUUAUGAGGCCAGCAUUCGUGCGCCCAUUGGCAGGAACUUUGUUCCAGAGACGGCCUUUCGAAUGCUGACCCGUCCUUCAGUAAUUACGCGUAAGGGACAGGUUAUUGAGCCAAUGGAUGAUAGUGAUCUGGUUAAGCCGGAAAGGCGUCUCAGGAAUAUUGUUGAUAAGAGAAUAAAACGCCUCCCCAAGGUGCCGCAAAAUUCUCAGAAAGCUAAGAAAUAAAAAUAAUACAACAUUCUAA
Molecule: messenger RNA, 2398 nt
Organism: Drosophila subobscura
Lineage: Eukaryota; Metazoa; Arthropoda; Insecta; Diptera; Drosophilidae
Product: U3 small nucleolar RNA-associated protein 14 homolog A
Exons: 2
Coding region: 73-2379 (768 amino acids)
Biological process (GO): rRNA processing
Cellular component (GO): small-subunit processome; nucleolus
Source: RefSeq, a predicted model, not a curated record